Molecule: messenger RNA, 276 nt
Organism: Staurois parvus
Lineage: Eukaryota; Metazoa; Chordata; Amphibia; Anura; Ranidae
Source: the annotation of a GenBank genome assembly
UACAUGUUACCCCCGGUUCACAUCUAUGCGGCCGGGCGGCCGUGGUGCCUCUGCAGAUCCAAGCCGCACCACCCGCACAGAGAAAUGGGGACCCGCAGGCGGGACAUUAGUUCUAAUGGCACGCCGCCCGCACUGGGAAACGCAACCGUACUGGGAACCUCGGCUGCGUUUUCCAAAGAAGUGCAGGGACUUCUUCCCUGCGUGUCACGGACACGGGAGUCCAUUCAAAUGAAUGGGCUCUCGUGCCCGUGCAAAAUGCGGCCCACACGGCCGCAU